CGCCAAAAAUUGACAUUAACAAGAUAAUCCUAGAAAGAUUGGAGUUCAGGGAAGCGCCUCAAUUCUAUUAUGAUAUUGAGGCGACGUACCUAAGCAGACGGUCAUCUUUGUGAUGUCUACCUAGGUACUGGUAGUGUCUAUUAAGAUGCUGAAUCAAUGACUCAAUUCGCGACGGACCAAUUAUCCUAACUCCAUACCUCUAACUCCGAGAAAUUUUUUCUUUUUAAGGGCCGUUGGGGAUGUUGUUAUCAUGGCACAAUUUGAAUUGCUCUUUUAAAGUACCUAGGUAGGUGUAGUAGAAGUCUCAGAUUCGGAGUUCAACAUCAUGCCAAUUUUCGAUGAGACAGCAACAGUUGACCAGGUCGCUCAGGCCUUCGUCCCCCAAAUCAAGGGCCGAACAUUCGUCAUUACGGGGGCCGGCCAACCAAGUAUUGGAAGUCAAAUAGCCAAGGCAAUAAGUCAUGCCUCACCAGAGCAUAUCCUCAUCGCAUCGCGAACAGCGUCAAAAGUCGAGCCAGUCCUAUCCGCCAUCAAAGAAAUAGAUCCUUCAAUUAAAGCGACAUUCGUGCAGAUAGAUCUCUCUGACCAUGAUUCAGUACGGCGAGCUGCCAAGGAGAUACUGGCAGCGACAUCAUCUAAGAUCGACAUACUCAUUAACAGUGCCGGAAACAUGGCUAUCAAAGAAUACACACUCGAUAAACAAGGAAUCGAGAUUUCGCUUUCCGCCAAUCAUGUCGGCCACUUUUUAUUGGCUAAUUUACUGGCCCCAGCCCUCAUAGCUGCCGCUGCUAGUAACAAGGAGCACAGCACCCGCAUCGUGAACCUCACCAGUAAAGGUUACACCAUCUCACCCUUCCGCUUCGACGACUACAAUUUCUCCGACGGGAAGACCUACGAUUGUUGGACGGGAUAUGGCCAAGCCAAAACGGCCAAUAUUCUAUUUUCCUACGGCCUAACCAAACAUCUUCGAGAGCGAGGCGUGGUCUCUUUCGCUGCUCAUCCGGGAUCGAAUCUCGAUACCAAACUUGGAUCGCAUCUUUCCGUAGAAGACUACAGUGACAUACUCCCGAUUGCGAAACGUAACACGGGAAGGGAUUUUGUCUUCGAGGAACCGAGGUUCAAGUCUUUCGAACAGAUUGCUGCAACGCCUCUCAUUGCUGCCCUAGAUCCCGAGAUUACUGCCGAAGCGCCGGCUUAUCUAGAAAAUAGCCGUAUUGACGAGACCUAUGAAUACGCGCACGACCCUAAGAAUGCUGAAAAGUUGUGGAAGUUGAGUGAGAAGCUGGUUGGUGAGGAAUUCAACUAUUGAGUUAGACAUUUCAGCGACAUGUCUCUGGGUACCUAUGUUUCGUGUAGAAUAAACUACCAAUAUAGCAUGGAAGUUAAACAAAGUA
Molecule: messenger RNA, 1394 nt
Organism: Hypoxylon trugodes
Lineage: Eukaryota; Fungi; Ascomycota; Sordariomycetes; Xylariales; Hypoxylaceae
Product: NAD(P)-binding protein
Exons: 2
Coding region: 326-1309 (327 amino acids)
Source: RefSeq, a predicted model, not a curated record